Molecule: messenger RNA, 6583 nt
Organism: Cherax quadricarinatus
Lineage: Eukaryota; Metazoa; Arthropoda; Malacostraca; Decapoda; Parastacidae
Gene: MESR3
Product: misexpression suppressor of ras 3
Biological process (GO): regulation of transcription by RNA polymerase II
Cellular component (GO): nucleus
Molecular function (GO): RNA polymerase II cis-regulatory region sequence-specific DNA binding; DNA-binding transcription factor activity, RNA polymerase II-specific
Source: RefSeq, a predicted model, not a curated record
CAAAAAAGCGAGUCAUUCCAGCGUUGGCAGCGACGGUGAACGUGUAUGUCUGCGGCUGUGUCCUAGUUCUGUGAGAAACAUGCAAGAGUGGAUUAUUUGUGUACUUUAAUACAGAUUGUGAGUGACUAAGCGGAAUCGCUGAUUAACAGUAAACUUUGACGGUGACGACAGCCGUAAUUUUUUUAAAAGAGAAGUGAUCAGCUGGAGACUGCUGGGUUAACUACCGUUCACUUAAUGUUGCGGUGACCUCAAUGUGUUGCUGUCCCAUGAGAAGUGUGGAUGUGUGAAGGAGUGCGACAAGUGUAGACCACCACCAGCCAGAGUCCCAUUGGCUCUUCAGCUGUGACGUAGCUGUACUACGGGCCACUGAUUGCGUAGAAACUGUGACAUCAGGCUCUGAUUCUGUCAUUGGCUUAAUAUAUGAGUGACGUAGUGCAGUGGAAAGCUGACUGCCUGCUUACUGGCCAAGAGCUAGUGACGUCACAGGGCUUACACGUCUCAGGAACUCUGCUUUUCUUUCAUUGAGAGCAAGUCGUCGGGAUAGCGAACAUCUGAACGUGGACGCUUGAGACACUGCUUUAGGUGGGUUCGUAUACCGGACUCUGCGGAGGGUACACAGCCAUCGGUUUAACAAGGAAAAUACUUUGAUAAUUUACAUACAUCUUAGUGAAAAACAAGAAGACCCGUUGUAUGCAUCUGUGAAAUGUUAAUAUGAAAUUAACUAUCAAUGAAGUUGGAAGUGGAUAGUGAAGAGAUUAAAGCAGUGUGGUGUAAGGCCCAUAGUUUUAUUACCGGCGCAUAGUCUUCUGGAAAAAAUGAGAAGGUAGAGUGCACUACCUCACAGCUCGAGAAUUCCUGUGUGGUGCUUGCCGUGUGUAAGCAAGAAGGUGCAGCAGAAAGUGAAGCUGGAGUGGAGGGCAGGAGACGCGCUGUGGUGGGUGUAGGAUGUGCCAGGGGAGUCAGGAGUGCUCCGGGCGGUGUGACAAGUACAGUAGCAAUUCACACAGAAACAGCAUGACGAUGGGCGGCGUAAGGGGCGGCUCCACACUCAACGAGGUGGGUGUGGCCAGACACGUGCCACACUACGCCUCCACGCCUCACCUAUUCGUCUACCAGGCCGCAGAGGACGAGGAAGAGGUUGAUCUUGCUCCAAAAGAGGGCAAAGAGCCCAUUUAUUCCUCCGCCAUAGAUAUUCGCAAAGUUGCUGCUUCUAAGGAGGCUGAGGCGAUACGAUGCAUCAACGAGAAGUACGACUCUCUGCGAGCACUGACAGACCGGAGGGAGGAGGCAGAAGACCCCUUGGCUGUUACAGAUGAAGAUGUGUCACGGAUCGAGACAUUCUUCCGUGGGCACAAGACGCAGUUAUGGGUGUGUCGCACACUGGCCAACCUGUACAUCGAAGGUGGGGCAGGCGCUACCCACGGCACAUGGGAACUCAAGUACACUGGAGUACCUAUCCUGCUCCUAGACCAGGGAGAGACGCGCUCCCGUGACAAACGGCGUCUUCAACUCAUAUUGGCAGAGAAGGGAACAGGAUUUGCUCUCUGGAGGGAUGUUGUCGAUAAUCUGACGUCAUACCGUGCACAAGAACCACAGUUCCAUACCCUCUACCUGUCUUCUGAUCACCGCCGGCGUAUGGGCUUCUCUUUCAACGACGGACGAGCCGCAUGUGAAUUCCACAGUCACAUCGAACGUCUCACGGCUGAUCCGGCCAACAUCUCUCUCUCUGGUCCAGGCAAGAAGAAGAAUAAGGCGAAAGAAAAAGUUUCAAAGUACAAAGCACCAAAGAAAACAGAUAUUUCCUCUCCAUGCAAUUUUCAGCACGUGACCACCGUCGACGCCUGCGACAAAGCGAGAUUCUUCUCCCUUCAGGCGUUCUCAAAGGUCAAGGCCAGCACGCCACCACCUGUCAAACCUCAUACAGUAGUGGAGCGGCCAGCUGACACCGUAGAAACCAAGGAGUAGGGAGAGACCUUUCCAUUUGUUGAACUACCUAAGUGAUGUGUUUAAACAUUUGUUUGUGAUAACUUUGAGCAGUCAGAACGCUGACAGACAUUACUGAGAGUGGGUAGGUGGCCCUUUCCACCACUAAACGUGCCAACGUAUACCUCUAGCUUGACCUGUACUGGUGCAGAAUUAGUAUAUUGCCAGUGCACGAGUGAAGUGGUAUUGAUAGAGCAGGACGGUAUUAAUGAAACAUUAUUGCAUUAGUAAGUGGAGUAGAGAAUAUUAGGUACAGUAUACCCUACUUGAAAGGAGCAGGAGAAACUGUGUAAACUCGAAUAAGGACCGAUGAACUGGGUUAUCCCACUAUGACGCCAUCAUUCCGCCUGCAGUGCUGUGACUCGCCCAGCAGCAGCUUAGCCUGCUCAGCACCCGAGUAUUACUGCACGACUACAAGAAGAAUACGCAGCUCUUCAAGUGUCGUGAUUUAACUGAAAAGAGAAAACUGUGAAACCAUGCAGUGAUGAUUUCAUAAUUCAAGAGAUUUUUAGUGUGUAAAUAUUUAGAUAGAGAAUUAUGAACAGUGGUUAUGUGGCCAUGAAACUUUUAUAUAAUAUUAGAAAGUUCCUAAAUAAAAUUUUACUUUCAAACUGUAUGUGCCAUGAAUGACACAGAUUAUAGAACAGUUUUGUGUGUUUGAUUUUGCAUGGAGAUGAGUGAUCAGAAAUUGUCAAAUCAUUUUGAGAUGGAACAGAAGGCUACACCGUUUUUAUCACGGAAUAAUUUGAAACUUUAAACAAAUACGUUAAUAGUUUUUAAAGAUCAUUAUUUGAGAAACUAAUAGUCGGACAUAGAUUUAAAAUCAUACUUCAGUUAAGACUAGGCCGCACCUGGUCUUGUUACAGCAGCAGAAAAUUAGCCUUAUAAUAAUGAUAGAGCUUUCAUUUUCUGCUGCGCAUGUAGGUUACAGCCUUGGCAAAAGGCGCAUAAGGACACGUAAUACAGAGCCAGCUUUUAUUUUAGACGUUACGCUUAGGAAACAUGAUUAAGUCCUGUUCUACAUUGAGUCUUUAUGCCCACUAUUUGGUUUGUUGCCCCAAUCACCAGGGAUGAAGGUGUACCAUCUUACUCUUGAUCACUAGCAGGGCUACCUACUCCCCUUCGUUCAUUCAGCAUCAGUUAAGGUAUCUGAAUUCCUGCUUUGCUUUCCAUUCAGUGUUGAGAUGCAUAAAGCUAUAGGAGGGUGCCAAAACUGAUCAAGAUUUUUAUAUUUUAUACAUUUUGGGGAUGUAUUUGCUGAACUUAACUGUGUAAAUCAGUUGCAUAUUCAAUCUAGAGAUGUAUCGGAUAUGCGCAUCCGUGGAACAUCCGCACAAUUUCUUACAUCCGCAUCUGCGUCCCCAUUUUACUGUAAACAGAUGUCCGCAUAUGCAUCCGAAUCCGAAUCCGCAUCAACAUCCGCACAAUUUCUUAUAUCCGCAUACGCGAAAUGUGUCAUCCUCAUACACAUCGCAUCCACGGAUAUCUAAAUUUUCACAUCCGACAAAUCUCUGAUUAUUCACCAGAGAUAAAUUCCUGUCAUAUCAAGCUGAUUUUUGCAAAUUGUUGCCUGAUACCGAGAAUUAUUUUGCUGUAACUGAAACAGUUGCAUAUACAUUUUUAUACUCUUCAAAUAACGCUAAACUCGUGUGAGUCAUAUUCAGCGCUCGACAUUUGCAUAAAAGUCAUUAAACUACCUAUGAACACGUUCUGUAAAAUCACAUAGAAUAUAACGUAUAAAAAAUUAUAUGACUGCGUUAAUCUUUUAUUAUCUCAUUCUUAUCCCUGGGUCCGCCAAAGGAUGUAGGUGACAGUUGGUCGGGGUACAUAAGUGUCAACAUUGUCUUCAGGAGACUUGAAAUGUUCGUUUAUUUAAUGUUCGAGUUGAACUCCACAUCUGUGAUUGUUGCUGAUAUACCCAGUAAACUUGAUAGUGGUGUGCAUUUUUAGUUUAACUUUAAUCUGAAGUUCAUUAUUAAUUAGAAUGUUACAAUUCAUGUACAUGUAACUGGUAUUAACAUUAACCAAAGUACCUUAUUUGCCGAAGGCUCUAAGCGAACAUUACUUAUGCAGUAGGUGUGGUGGUCACGGGUCGAUGCCAAGGUCAGGGUGAAUCAGGCAGAGGACCGGAUGCUGGCAUCUCGCCAGAGCAUCCCGAGGAGAUGAGUUUGUCCACACUACCACGUUUUCAAACUCGUCGGACUUCAACGAACUACAGUCUGUUCACGGUUGAGGUUCUAUACACAGAGGUGCAUCUCUCAUAUAUAUAUAUAUAUAUAUAUAUAUAUAUAUAUAUAUAUAUAUAUAUAUAUAUAUAUAUAUAUCACUACGAAAGCAAAAGACUUGGCAGACGAUGCAACAUCCCCCAAUGAAAAGCAGGGGUGUCACUAGCACGUUAAGAGACCAUACAAUAAGUGUCAGGGGCCCGAGACUGUUCAACUGCCUCCCAGCAUACAUAAGGGGGAUUACCAACAGACCCCUGGCAGUCUUCAAGCUGGCACUGGACAAGCGCCUAAAGUCGGUUCCUGACCAGCCGGGCUGUGGCUCGUACGUUGGUUUGCGUGCAGCCAGCAACAACAGCCUGGUUGAUCAGGCUCUGAUCCACCAGGAGGCCUGGUCACAGACCGGGCCGCGGGGGCGUUGACCCCCGGAACUCGCUCCAGGUAUAUAUAUAUAUAUAUAUAUAUAUAUUAAUAUAUAUAUAUAUAUAUAUAUAUAUAUAUAUAUAUAUAUAUAUAUAUAUAUAUAUAUAUAUAUAUAUAUACACAAACACUUGUCAGUCCUCAAUAAUAGCCCACAUGGAGGCAGAAACACAAAAGAUUAAUUGGACUGCAUAUUUCGACUCCCUGCAGGGGGUCCUCUUCGGCAGAUACACAAAUGAAAGAACAUGAAUUUACAGGAAGGUUGCGCCUCUCAGUUGUGCAGGUGGGCAUGGAUCGUCAGGUCAGCGCGUGGGAGUAGUCAGGGAGUGUGAUAACAGGUUGAAGUAGGUGACUGGAACCAACCUUAAAAUUUUACCAAGUAAUUCCUCUGUACUAUGUAUUAGGUUGGGUACUGGUAUGUACUUCUUAAGGGCAAAUUUUUAAAUAAGGUAUGGUUUCCAUUGUCCCUGUGAGAUAUUAAAAUUAGGUGUGGUAGCUAUAAGAGCAGAUUCUAUGAUUUUACGUUGUAGUUUGUAGCUGCAGUGCGAUAUGCGUUUGAUGCUGGCAACUUCCUAAUGAAUAUUGUGUUUGUUGUUACUAACAUUUUGAAAAACGGCUGAAUUCUCCUGUCCAUAAUAUAUGAACCCUCUGGUGUUCAGUGAUGAUCCUAUUACAUGGCAUUCGGCCUGUCUGCCCAAUGUAUACUUGCAAUUAAUUUUUUUAGUUUUUCUCUAUAUGGGUUAUUAUUGAGAGAAAGCGCACGCGUGUACACACACACACACACGUGUUUGUGUGUGCUGAAAGUUUAAAAAUGAUUUCAAGAUUCAAGAUGUUAACUGGUGUACAGAUGACAUGCAGCCUUGAUGACCCUCGUAUUGGUCGAUAAGUUUCAAACUCAAUAAACCAUCUCCUUCAUGGCUAACUUAAGAUCCAGCUGUUGAGUGCAAGUUACUUCGGUAACCAACCACGCUUCAAUAAAUGUUAAUUUCGUGAACUGAAAGCGUAAUAGCUACAUGAGGCGCUGUAUUUUGGUUUCAAGUUUGUGACAUUCCUUGGAACUACGUCAGUCAGGUAUAAAACAAGUUGUACUUAACUGUUAGCAGACGACUAAUGUGAGCUGUUAUUUUGUUUAGUUUUUUUUAUACAUUGAAAGAUUCUUUAUUACAAUGUACAGUUACAUCAAGCCUAUGUUAGUAAGUUGCAAGAACUAUGAGAUAAUUGUUAUAUUAGUAAAAAAAAAAAAAACUAUGGCCACAAGUAAGAGCUAACAGAUUCUUAAUAUUGCCUGAAAAGGCCCCAUAAAUUAUUUAUGCUAUUUUUCUUCAGUUUGCGAUCAUUGCACAUUUGACAUUCCUCAUCAUAAUACUCUCAUAAUUGUAAGCAAAUGGCUUUGCGCCAACAAAUGGUGGUAAAAAGGCACUUUUAGAAAAGAAACUUUAUAUUAAUACAAUGUUUCACUCAGUAAGGGCUUUAUGAAUUACAGGGAAUACAUAUAAAUAGUGGUAUAAAUAAAACAAAGUACAUAUGUUUCUGCCUGGUCAGGUCAAGUGCUAUGUGGCUUGCAGAAGUAAAGUUGCGGUAAUGGUAUUAUAUACAUGUUUUUAUGUAAUCCAUGUCCUUAAUUUAGUUCCCAGUGGGUGAAACGUCAUAUUAGUAUUAGGUUUCUUAGCUGAGAGUGUUUUCUUACCACAAUAUAGUAAUUACUGCAAUUGGAGAACCUUUGGUCCAAUAUUUAAGGUUUAAAGCAAGAGUUUUAUAUGCAUUUUUAUUUUAUAAGAGUUCUAAGAUUUUUAUAUUUUUAAUAAAUAUGUAAUAUAAAAGUAAUUUCCUUGUGUAAUUCAUUCUGCAGCUUACAUAUAUUUAUGUGUAAUAACACUGAGCAUAAAUAUUUGUUAAACUCUUUACUUCAAGCAGCUUUCAUAUCCUAGUGUACAGUGUAAAUAAACUGUAUAAAUAAA